Nerophis lumbriciformis (worm pipefish) is the source of this 1884-nucleotide messenger RNA. It is a transcript of the gene sh3bp5b, whose product is annotated as SH3-domain binding protein 5b (BTK-associated). The record is from RefSeq and is a predicted model, not a curated record. NCBI's taxonomy places the organism in Eukaryota, Metazoa, Chordata, Actinopteri, Syngnathiformes, Syngnathidae. Gene Ontology annotation, biological process: intracellular signal transduction. Gene Ontology annotation, cellular component: cytoplasm. Gene Ontology annotation, molecular function: protein kinase inhibitor activity.
CAUCCGGCAGGAGGAGGCAUGAAGAAGACGACAUUUCAACACUGAGCCUCAGAGAAGAAGGAAGAAGAGGAGAACGCCUUUAGUUCUGCUUUUUUCCCCUGUUCUCCAGUCUGGUCGUGUUGUGAGCCAACUAACAAACGGGGAUGUGUUCUGUCGCGCGGGCGUGUUAAGCAGCGCGUGAGAGGACAUUUAUUCGGGAACCGAACAAUGGAACAUAAUCGCCAUGACGACGACGUGGACUAUGAAGACGAGGAGGUGGACCCCCGCAUCCAGGGCGAGCUGGAGCGACUCAACCAGUCGUCGGACGACAUCAACAGAUGCGAGACGGCCCUGGAGGACGCCCGGCAGAAGUUCCGCUCGGUCCUGGUGGAGGCCACGGUCAAGCUGGACGAGCUGCUCAACAAGAUCGGGAAGCCCGUGGACGAGUCCAAGCCGUAUUGGGAAGCUCGGCGUCUGGCCCGCCAGACCCAGCUGGAGGCCCAGAAGGCCACCCAGGACUUCCAGAGAGCGGGCGAGGUCCUGCGCGCCGCCAAGGAGACCAUCUCUCUGGCGGAGGAGAGUAUCCUGGAGGAGGACCGGCGCCACUUUGACUCCGCCUGGCAGGAGAUGCUCAACCACGCCACCCAGAGGGUGAUGGAGGCGGAGCAAGAAAAGGCCAGAAGCGAAGCGGCGCACAAGGAAACGGCGGCUGAUCACGCGGCGGCCGUGGCCCGCAUGAAGCAGCUGGAGAAGAAACUGAAGCGCACCAUCAACAAGUCCAAGCCCUACUUUGAGAUGAAGGCCAAGUUCUACCUGCAGCUGGAGAACCUGAAGAAGACCGUGGACGAGCGGCAGGCCAGGCUGUCCCAGGCCAAGGCCGGGUACAAGGCGGCCCUCAGGAACCUGGAGACCAUCUCUGAUGAGAUCCAUGAGCGCCGGCGCAACUCCGCCAUGGGCCCGCGGGGGCAGGGCGUGGGCGCCGAGGACGGCGGCGGCCCCGGCGAGGCGGACGCCGCCAACUUCAAGAUGGAGUCCGAUGGCGUCUCCAUGAUGUCGGUGUGUCUGGACGACGAGGCGUGCGGCGCCGGCAGCGUCACGUCGGAGGAAGAUUCGGAAACCCGCUCCACGUGCAGUCUGACCUCCACCCGCAGCAGCCCUCAGGACCUCCUGUCCUCCUACCUCUUCACCUCCGCUCCUCCCUCCAGACCCUGCAGCCUGGACCUCCCCGCCUCCGUCUCCCUGUCCGACUUCGGCCUCAUCUCGCCCGUCCUCGGCCCUCGCAGCGAGUGCAGCGGAGCCUCGUCGCCCGAGUGCGACCUGGAGAGAGGUGAGCGAGCAGAAGGGGCGGAGGUGAUGUUGGACAACGUGCCCGUCGUCAAGGGCAACAAAAACAACAAGAACUUGCUGGCCGGCAGGAAGAGAAGUUUCAACCUGGAGGCUGGCUUCAGCUUCCUCACCCUGCGGCGCCAACGCAGCGACGGCAAGACCACGGACAACUUCUCCCAGAGGGCCGUGGUGCUGGUCAAAGGACUGUGAGGAGGUUGGUGCCGGUCAAAGGACUGUGAGGAGGGCGGUGCCGGUCAAAGGACUGUGAGGAGGGCGGUGCCGGUCAAAGGACUGUGAGGAGGGAGGUGCCGGUCAAAGGACUGUGAGGAGGGCGGUGCCGGUCAAAGGACUGUGAGGAGGGCGGUGCCGGUCAAAGGACUGAGGACUUGUGCCGGUAAAAGGACUGUGAGGACUUGACCUUAUUAGUAAGACUGUUGCUGACCUUUGCACUUUUGCCAACUAUGUGAACUUGUGUUGUUAUGGUCAUAUUUGAUCACCUUAAAGGUCUGGUGCAAAAGUCUCUUGUUGUGUGGACGUUUGAUGGAAUGUUCAAUAAAGACAAUUAUGAGGGCCCUCUCA